UGUUGACCCUUUUGGUCCACAUUAAAAGUAUAUAUACACUGAGUGAUUUGCUCGCAACACUCACCAAACUCUCACACUAUACCAUUCUUACGUCCCAAGAAACUCAAAACUCAACAUAACCCUAAGUUUCUGCGCAAGCAACCUUCAAGAAGAAAAUGAAGUCUGGUGAAACUGAAAGCGUGGAAACAAGCAAAGGUAUCCAGAAGAGCGGUUUGAUGAGCAGAAGAAUUGCGAUUCUCGAGUUUAUCCUCAGGAUCGUUGCCUUUUUCAACACCAUAGCUAGUGCAAUCCUCAUGGCAACCACUAAUGAAACUCUGCCUUUCUUUACUCAGUUCAUACGGUUCCAUGCCGAAUACAGCGACCUUCCAGCCUUAACAUUCUUUGUGGUUGCGAAUGCUAUCGUAAGUGGUUACCUCAUCUUGUCGUUACCUCUGGCCUUUGUACACAUCGUCAAGAACAAGACUCAGAACAGUAGAAUUCUUCUUAUCUUCCUUGAUGUAGCAAUGUUGGGUCUUGUUACUGCUGGAGCAUCUUCAGCAACAGCUAUUGUCUACUUAGCACACAAAGGGAACAACAAGACUAACUGGUUUUCUAUAUGUCAACAGUUUAACUCCUUCUGUGAGCGUAUCUCAGGGUCUUUGGUUGGAUCUUUCAUUGCCGUUGUCCUCCUCAUUCUUCUCAUUCUCCUCUCAGCUAUUGCUCUUUCCCGAACCUGAUAUAUGAGUUCUCUUUGCCUCUGAUUUAUUACAUGAUUUGGUGUGUAAGAAAAUGAGCUUUCACUUUAUAUCUCCUCUGCGUUUCUUGUUUUUCUUUUCUCAUAUCCAUUGUAAUUUUCUAUGUGGUUCUAUGCUUUCUAUGUAAUGGGUUUCUAUG
Molecule: messenger RNA, 873 nt
Organism: Eruca vesicaria subsp. sativa (arugula)
Lineage: Eukaryota; Viridiplantae; Streptophyta; Magnoliopsida; Brassicales; Brassicaceae
Source: the annotation of a GenBank genome assembly